Molecule: messenger RNA, 207 nt
Organism: Necator americanus (New World hookworm)
Lineage: Eukaryota; Metazoa; Nematoda; Chromadorea; Rhabditida; Ancylostomatidae
Exons: 2
Coding region: 1-207 (68 amino acids)
Source: RefSeq, a predicted model, not a curated record
AUGACAUGUAGGCUAAAACUACGAAGAGAAAGAAAGGAGAUAGAGCUUCCAGAAAUAAGGACACGGUUGCCCCCUCCCCCCUUUCCCUCAACCCACAUUUUUCCAAAGAAAAAUCCCUAUCUACAGUAUAUAUUUGCUCAUUAUUUAAUUGUCAGCGCUUCAACGACCGCUUCACCCACAAAAUUUAACAAACCAUACGGAAUAUAG